This is a messenger RNA of Chelonia mydas (Green sea turtle), 4742 nucleotides long. RefSeq names its product zinc finger protein 135-like. Gene Ontology annotation, biological process: regulation of transcription by RNA polymerase II. Gene Ontology annotation, molecular function: DNA-binding transcription activator activity, RNA polymerase II-specific; RNA polymerase II cis-regulatory region sequence-specific DNA binding. The transcript is spliced from 7 exons. Gene Ontology annotation, cellular component: nucleus. Lineage: Eukaryota; Metazoa; Chordata; Testudines; Cheloniidae. The coding region runs from base 161 to 2989 and encodes 942 amino acids. The record is from RefSeq and is a predicted model, not a curated record.
GUCUGUCUGUAGGGGACAAACCCAGGAAGAACUGGGAUAUAAAAUGGACUAAAAGCCCUUCUGAAACAUCCUCAAUUACCUUCUCAUCCUGCCAGGCUGCAAAAUAACAUCCAUAUUGUGCUACAGAUCUGCCCAUCCUUCCAAGGGACAGGGAAGAGAAAUGGCUUCCCUGGAGCCCGUGACGUUUGAGGAGGUGGCUGAGUAUUUCUCCAAGGAGGAAUGGGCCCUGCUGGACCUCACUCAGAGAGCCCUCUACAAGGAAGUCAUGCAGGAGAGUUAUGAGAUUGUGACCUGGCGGGCAGGAUUUCUAAUUUCCAAACCAGAUGUGAUCUCCCGGCUGGAACGAGAGGAGGAGUCGUGGGUCCAUGGUCUCCAGGGUUAUGAGGAAAGGAGGAUCCCAGGAGACAUCCACAGGGGAGAGGAAUCAGUGAAACUGGCUCCGCUUUUAUAUUCUCAUGGCAGAGUUUGUACCUUGCUUACCCUUUCCCCCGGCACGGGGACUGACUCCUGUCUGGGUUCUCUCUCUGUCCCAGCAGGUGAUGGGAUGGUGAGUGAGAACGAGGAGAAGAAUCCUCAGCAGGAAGAUCCUGAAUCAGAGGAACCACACAGGACAGUACGGGGAACAUCUGAAGGGGGCAUCUCCCCAAGCCCUGAGGAGGGAGAAAACCGUGAGAGGCCGCGUGGGCCAGAGAGGCAGCAGGGAAUCCAGUCAGCAGAGAGAUGGGGUAAAUCCACUCACAGGAGCAAAGGGGUUAGGAAAAUCAAAGAAAUUGUCCAGGCGCGGAUCCCCGCUGGAGACAGACCCUACAAGUGCAGUGCCUGUGGGAAAAGCUUCCACUGGAGAUCAGUCCUUAUUACUCACCAGAGAAUCCACGCUGGCGAGAAGCCCUAUAAAUGCAGUGACUGUGGGAAAAGCUUCAGGGACAGCUCAGCCCUCACUAAAUACCAGAGAACCCACACGGGGGAGAGACCCUACAAAUGCAAUGAGUGUAGGAUAAGCUUCAGUCACCACUCAGCCCUUGUUACUCACCAGAGAAUGCACACAGGAGAGAGACCCUACACGUGUGAUGACUGUGGGAAAAGCUUCCGCUGGAGAUCAUCCCAUAUCACUCACCAGAGAAUCCACACAGGAGAAAAACCUUACAGUUGCCCUGACUGUGAGAAAAGCUUCAGACAGCAUUCAAACCUUAUUAAACGUUCCAGAAUCCACACAGGAGAGAAGCCCUGUAAAUGCCCCGACUGUGGGAAAAGCUUCACUCAGAGCUCCUGCCUUACUGAACAUCAGAGAAUGCACACAGGAGAGAAAUCCUGCGGAAGCCCCAACUGUGGGAAAUGCUUCUGUAACAGCUCAACUGUCAUUAACUAUCAGAGAAUCCACCCAGGAAAGAGGCCCUAUAAAUGCCCCGAUUGUGGUAAAAGCUUCUCUCAAAGCUCCCGCCUUACUGAACAUCGGAGAAUGCACACAGCAGAGAGACCCUAUAGUUGUCCCAACUGUGGGAAACGCUUCUUCGUCAGCUCAACCCUCAUUCACCAUCAGAGAAUCCACACUGGAGAGCGACCCCAUCAGUGUCCCGAGUGUGGGAAAAGCUUUGUUCGGCAAUCACAACUGGUUAUACACCAGAGAAUCCACACAGGAGAGAAGCCCUAUAAAUACAAUGAUUGUGGGAAAAACUUCAGUGACAGAUCAGAUCUCACUAAGCACCAGAGAAAACACACCGGAGAAAAGCCGUUCAAGUGCCCCGAUUGUGGGAAAAGCUACUGUUUCCAAUCAGACCUCACUAAACAUCAGAGAAUCCACACAGGAGAGAAACCCUUCAAUUGCCCCAAAUGUGGGAAAAGCUUCGGUCGGAGAUCUGACCUUAUUAUACACCAGAGAAUCCACACAGGGGAGAGACCUUAUGUAUGCCCCGAGUGUGGAAAAAGCUUCAGUGACAGAUCAGACCUCACUAAGCAUUGGAAAAAACACACAGAAGAAAAGCCCUACAAAUGCCUUGAGUGCGAGAAAAGCUUUGAUUGGCACUCCAAUCUUAUUAUGCAUCAGAGAAUCCACACAGGAGAGAAACCCUACAAUUGCUUGGACUGUGGGAAAAGCUUCAGUCACAGUUCAACCCUCCCUAUGCACCAGAGGAUCCACACGGACGAGAAGCCCUACAAAUGCCCUGGGUGUGGGAAAAGCUUCAGGGAUCAACUCGGCCUUUAUUAUCCCCAACAUCCACAAGUAACAGUUUCUAUCAUCUCCGGUUGGCUAGGAGAUGUCUUAGUGGAUGAAGACCUGGCCUUCUUCAGUCACACCUUUGUCACUGCAUGGCUGGACUACAACAAGGUGAUAUACCUGGGCAUGAACUCAUCAGCGCUUAGGAAAUUCCAGUUUGUCCCAUCCAUGGAGAGACAAGGAAGGGAAAUGGCUGCAGUGGAGCGGGUGGCUUUCGAGGAGGUGGCUGUGUAUUUCACCCAGGGGCAAUGGGAUCUGCUGGACCUGGGUCAGAGAGCCCUCUACAGGGUUAUCAUACACAAGAAUUAUGAGACUGUGACCUCGCUGGGUGAUGGGAUGGUGAGUGGGAACAAGAAGGAGAAUCUUCAGCAGGAAGAUCCUGAGCAAGUGGAACCACAGGGGAUGGUAUUGGGAAGAGGUGAAGGGGACGUUUCCCAGAGUCCUGAGGAGGGAGAAGCCCGUGAGAGCCAAAGCAGGCCAAAGAGGCAGCAGGGAAACCACUCAGAGGAGAGACAGGGAGAACAGCUUCAGUGUGAGCCCAAAGUUUCUAUUACAUCAAAGAACCCACACAGGAGAGAGAGACCCCAUGAGUGCCCCAUGUGUGGGAAAUGUUUUCCCAGUGUGAGCUCCAAUCUUAUUCAACAGCAGAGAAUCCACACGGGAGAGAAACCCUAUAAGUGCCCCAAGUGUGGGAAAAGCUUCAGUCAGAGAUCGACCCUUCUGUCACAUCAGAGAAUGGACACACGAGAGAAACCCUAUAUCUGCCCGAGUGCCUGAGGAAAAGCUUCGAUCACACUGCAUAUCUCACUAGUCACCAGAGAACGCACACGGGGGAGAAACCCUACAAAUGCAGUGAGUGUGGGAAAAGCUUUAGUCAGAGUUCAAACCUUUAUACGCAUCAGAGAAUUCACACGGGAGAGAGACUCUAUAACUGCCCUGAGUCCAGGGAAAGUUUCAGACUGAAGUCAACCCUUGUUACUCACAAGAGAAUCCAGAUGGCUGGGAAAUGGUUUAAAUGCCCUGAAUGUGGGAAAAGCUUCAAUUUCAUCACAUCCCUCAAGAAACAUCAGAGGAUGCACAGUGGAGAGCAACCUUGUAAGUGUCUUGACUGUGGGAAAAGUUUCUGUAGCAGCUCAGCCCUUUGCAAUCACCAGAGAACCCACCUUGAGAAGAGACCCUACAAAUGCAAUGAGUGCAGGAAAAGUUUCAAUCAAAGCUCCAACCUUAUUCACCAUCAGAGAAUCCACACAGGAGAAAGACCCUAUAAUGGCCCCGACUGCGGGGAAAAGCUUCAGUCGGAAAUCAACCCUUAUUAAGCACCAGCAAACUCACACAAAAGAGAUGCUAUAAGUGAGCUGAAUGUGGGAGAGGCUUCAGUGCAAGCUCAAUCCUCAUACACAUCGCAGACUCCACACAGGAAUGUCCUGGCUAGGAAUGGGCCAAGGAAUAACAUCUUUGUUGAGUCCCACAAAUCUCAGAGGGCCAGGCCAGGCUGGAGUAGCCAUGUAACAGGGACCUGCAAGUAUUAUUAAAGCUGAGCAUGAAAUCAUUCUCCUGGAACAGAGCUGUGUAGACUAAGAGGCUAUGAUAAGAUUCCCACCUUAUGAUGAGAUUUGUUUGUUACAUACCAACACCCCACACCCCUCAGCAGACACGCAACCCCACAUACACUUCCCCGUGCACCCGCUAUGCCGGGGUGGCCAACCUGAACCUGAGAAGAAGCCAGAACUUAUCAACGUACAUUGCCAAAAAGCCACAGUAAUAUGUGAUGAUUAUAUAUAUAUACACGCACACGAUCAUUAUAUAAGUUGACAGUGUAGAUUUAUUAUACAUUUAUAAUGUAUAGUUAAUGAUAAUAACAACUUAAUCUUUUACUUAAUGGGAUUUCUGGCAAUCUUUGCUUUCAACAAUCCCCUUGAAGUUUGGUUUGUGUUCAGUUGUGCUCACGGAGCAGUUCUCUUAGGUGGCUGUCUGUCAAAAUGGAUCAGUGCUUGGAUUUCACAUGUUUGAGUGUCAAGAAAACAGACUCACAAAGAUAGAUCGAGGCAAAUAUCAAGAUUAAUUUUAGGGCUGCACCUCUGAUGUUGGGGUAUUUAUCCUUUGGUACAGAUUUUCAGAAAGUUAAGGGUCCCCUCUGUCUUCUGAACAGAUUCCAAUCUGUCAUCUUCCAAAAGUUUCUAUUAUUUCCAUCUGGGAUGUUGCUUCAUCAGUGACUAAAGGGGGUUUCAGACAAUCAGUUUCAGCACUAAAAGGGUCAAUCAGAAAUCUGAUUUGAGGUCUUUUCUGCUGCAAAUCUUGGAGUCUUUCCUCAAAACUGUCCUUAAGAUCUUUAAUCACGCUUGCAUACCUAGUUGUGCUCUGUUUUAGGGGUUCUGCUGCGUCUUUUUUUGUUCUGGCUUGAAGUUGUGACAUUGAGGGAAAGUGUGUCAGCUCUCCCUCAAGCAUUUGUCUGUGAAACAACUGCAGAUGGUUUCGUGAACGCAAAUACGCCUUGCACUAGAUCAGACAGCAACUGGAAUUUUCCUUGUAA